AUGGUUACCGCUGCUACAUUCGCUCAGGGGUAUCUUGUUCUUGGGUCUAGGAAAGGAGUCAUCGUUGUCCUUAAACAAGGCGACAGCGGCAAAUAUUCCGCCAUUAUUACAAUCGAGGUACAGAGAGAUGAAGCAAUCACCUCGUUACUCCCCCUUAGCAAUGGCGAUGACCAACCACACAACUACAUCUUGAGCACGUGUCGUGAUGGAAGAUACAGGAUCCAUGAAAUCCCAACAACAGGUAGCCAACCCAACGCCAUACUGAUUCACGAGAUAUUACCACCGUUUGUGUCAUCUAUCGAGGGGGCUUGGUUCUCCGAUAACGGCGAUGGGACCAAGGAUCUUAUGCUCUGCGGUUUUCGGAGUAGUAACCUGGUGGUCUGGAACGAAACCCAGCGUCACGAGGUCGCCAUAGUCGAUUGCGGAGGCUCCUCACGGAGCUACGCUUGGACUCCCUUGAGAUACCGGCAUGAUGGAUUUCGAUUUGUAUUUACCAAGGCGGGGCAGAUGCACAUCUUUUCGCAGACAUGUGCACCACACAAGACGCUCAAGCCAGGGGGCCACGGUCGUGAAAUUAAGGCGGUGAGCGCCUCUACAGGGCGCUACAUUGCUACGGCCGCCGAAGACACUGUGAUACGGAUAUGGGAAUAUAACGAUUACGACUAUCAGUAUAACGAACAAAACAACAAUGACCCUAGGCUGCGUUGCAUCGCGGCUCUAGAGAGGCACGCUACGGGUAUUCAAGCCCUAAAAUGGUACAAAAAUGAGUACUUAUUUAGUAGCGGCGGUAACGAGGAAUUCUUUGUAUGGAAGAUCAACCGGCUCCAAUGUAGCAACUUUAGCGGGCUUGCCGUUGUAUGCGAAGCCGUGUUCCCUGAUCGAACUGAAGUAGGAGAUGCCCGCAUUACUGAUUUUGACGUGACUUGCACCGCACGCGAUAGUAAUGGCGGAUAUGAGUUUGCCAUAUCUAUGGUCCUAUCGAACUCAACGCUACAGACGUAUACCUACAACCGUGUAUCAGGGUUCCGUUUACUAAGAAGGUCAACGUAUACGGGAGCGUGUCUUACGCAAGUACGUCAAUUAGACAGCAACCAUGUCUUGACUGCGGCCACGGAUGGAUAUUUAGCCAUCUACUCCACAACGAACCCCGAAGCUGAGGGUCGAAGCCCGGGCGAUCCCGACGCCGCACUUACCGUCACAAAACUGCACCAGAACACCGUCAAGUCCCUCGACGUGCGGCAAGUAUUUAUCCAAGACGAUGGGGCUUCGGAAUACCUCAUUGUAACAGGCGGCGACGACAACGCGCUAGGCGUUACACAUAUCCGUGUCUCUCCCACCCCUAUUUCCUCUGCUUCUUCUUCUGAAUCUCGACGAGGCGCAACAACCAUCACAAUCAAGAGCAAAUCCCUCGUCCGCUCCGCACACGCCGCAGCUAUCACAGGCGUGGCGUUCGCGCACGUAGGAGAAGACAGCGCGCUCGUCGUCACGGGGAGUAAUGACCAGCGCGUUAAGAUCUGGCGGCUGCUUGGGUGGCAGCAGCAGCAGCAGCAGGCGAGGGCGCAGUUGUUGGAUGAGCGGUAUAGCUCUGUUGCUGAUGCGGGGGACUUGGAUGUCUUUGGGGGUUGGGAUGGGGAUGGAGAGGGAAAUGAAACGGAUAAGGGUAAGGGUAAGAAAAAGGUGAUAGUAGUCGGCGUUGGUUUGGAGAUCUGGGAGGUGGAGGUAUGA
Molecule: messenger RNA, 1725 nt
Organism: Daldinia childiae
Lineage: Eukaryota; Fungi; Ascomycota; Sordariomycetes; Xylariales; Hypoxylaceae
Product: Regulator of Ty1 transposition protein 10
Exons: 1
Coding region: 1-1725 (574 amino acids)
Biological process (GO): tRNA methylation
Cellular component (GO): cytoplasm
Molecular function (GO): protein binding
Source: RefSeq, a predicted model, not a curated record